This is a messenger RNA of Nestor notabilis (Kea), 2841 nucleotides long. Its product is annotated as patatin-like phospholipase domain-containing protein 7. Gene Ontology annotation, cellular component: endoplasmic reticulum. NCBI's taxonomy places the organism in Eukaryota, Metazoa, Chordata, Aves, Psittaciformes, Psittacidae. The transcript is spliced from 25 exons. Gene Ontology annotation, molecular function: phosphatidylcholine lysophospholipase A1 activity. The record is from RefSeq and is a predicted model, not a curated record. Bases 1 to 2841 code for a protein of 946 amino acids.
AUGGAUGAAGACACAAACAGCACCAGCCUCGAGGCUGUGCUGCCAGCAGGAGGGACGCGGAUUCUCCGGUUUGUAGAAGACAGGAUACAGACCACUAUGCUGACUGGAAUUGCAAUUGGAGCUGCAGUCGCAUUACUACUCAUAGCAGUUGUGGUGUUUGUCGUUUACAGAAGAGUGAGACAGUCUAAACAACCUCAGCCUCAGGUGCCUCAGUACCGAUUUCGCAAGCGGGACAAGGUGAUGUUCUAUGGGCGGAAGAUCAUGAGGAAGGUUACAACCCUCCCAAACUCCCUGGUUGGGAAUACUGUGCCUCGCCAGCGGAUGCGGAAGCGCGCAAAAGUGUUAUCUUUGGCUAAAAGGAUUCUGCGGAUUAAGAAGGAAUGUCCAACUCUGCAGCCCAAAGAACCGCCUCCUUCUUUGCUAGAGGCAGAUCUGACCGAGUUUGAUGUCAAGAAUUCCCAUUUGCCUUCUGAAGUCCUGUACAUGCUUAAAAAUGUCAGGGUCCUCGGCCACUUUGAGAAGCCUCUCUUCCUGGAACUGUGCAAGCACAUGUUCUUUGUGCAGCUGCAUGAAGGCGAAUAUAUCUUCCGCCCUGGGCAGCUGGAUAACAGCAUCUACGUGGUGCAGGAUGGCAAGCUGGAAGUCUGCAUUCAGGAGAGUGAUGGAACAGAAGUGGUUGUGAAGGAGGUGCUGGCAGGAGACAGUGUCCACAGCCUUCUCAGCAUUCUGGAUGUGAUCACGGGUCACCCUGCUCCCUACAAAACAGUGUCAGCCCGAGCAGCCAUCCCCUCCACCAUACUGAGGCUACCAGCAAGUGCCUUUCAAGACGUCUUCCAGAAAUACCCUGAAACCCUGGUGAGAGUGGUACAGAUCAUCAUGGUGAGGCUGCAGAGAGUGACAUUCCUGGCACUGCACAACUACCUUGGUCUGACUACAGAGCUCUUCAACUGUCAAAGCCAAGCCAUCCCCCUUAUCUCUGUGACAAGUGUCACUGCUGGAGGAGGCUCAAGCAAAGCAGUGAAGAGACAAGUGUCUAAUGUGUCAGAGGAGGAUCGUGGAGAGAAGCUGGAAAAAGCUGGGGAAGCACUGGAAAUAGACCCGUUGAAGAUUUCUGGUACAGAAAACUCUGAGCAUAUUUUCAGAAGAAGCCUUUCAUCACCUCCCUAUGCAGGGUCUCUAGAGACCUCUAACAACUCCAGUGGCGCAAAGUCAGACAUGGACAUGGCGUAUGAAAGAGCCCGGGUUCACUUUGCCUUGGAGGACGUGGCCAGCAGCCCAGCUGGGGGCAAGUCGAUACUGAAGAAGUCUGUGACAGUGGCAGAAGCUCCUUCAGCAGUUUUCCAUUAUAGUGCUGUGCAAGAUGUCUGUAACACCAAACAUAUUGAUGCCAUCGUUGAAGCAGCAAAGAAAGACCUUUCAACCUUGAUGAAACUUGAUGAUCCUUCGCUGCUGAACGGCAAAGUGACGCUGCACCAGGUCACUGCUGGGACUGUGCUGUCGAGGCAGGGAGAUCAGGAUGUUAAUGUUUGCUUUGUGGUUUCGGGGAUGCUUCAUGUGUACCAGCGGAAGAUAGACUCAGAGGAGGACACCUGCCUGUUCAUUACCCACCCAGGAGAGCUCGUGGGGCAGCUUGCGGUCCUGACUGGGGAACCACUGAUCUUCACCAUCAAGGCCAAUCGAGACUGCAGCUUCCUGUCCAUCUCCAAGUCCCAUUUCUAUGAGAUAAUGCGGUCGCAGCCAAGCGUGGUUCUUGGUGUGGCCCACACUGUGGUGAAGAGGAUGUCCCCAUUUGUUAGGCAAAUGGACUUUGCCCUGGACUGGAUGGAGGUUGAGGCUGGACGAGCUGUUUACAGGCAGGGUGACAAGUCAGACUGCACAUACAUUGUGUUGAACGGUCGCCUUCGCUCAGUCAUUCGGGUGGAUGAUGGCAAAAAGCACCUGACGGGUGAAUAUGGCCGAGGAGACCUCAUCGGGGUGGUAGAGGCAUUAACCAAUCAACCCAGAGCCACCACAGUACACGCCGUCAGAGAUUCCGAACUUGCCAAACUCCCCGAGGGAGCACUGGUAUCUAUCAAGCGCAAAUUCCCCCAGGUUGUGACUAGACUUAUUCACUUGCUGGGCGAGAAGAUUCUUGGCAGUCUUCAGCAGGGAGGUCAUCCCCUUGGAUAUCACAGCUCGGGCAGCAAGUGGGAUGCUGGGAAUCCUGCCAGCAAUCUCUCCACAGUGGCAAUCAUGCCAGUGUCUGAAGACGUGCCGCUGACAGCUUUUACUCUGGAGCUCAAGCACGCUCUCAGCGCCGUGGGUCCUGCUUUGCUGCUCACCAGUGAUAACAUCAAACAGCGACUUGGUGCUGCUGCGCUGGACAGUAUCCAUGAAUACAGACUAACCAGCUGGCUGGGACAGCAGGAGGACAUCCACCGCAUUGUGCUCUACCAGGCAGACAGCACCCUCACACCCUGGACCCAGCGCUGCAUCCGGCAGGCUGACUGCAUCCUGAUUGUGGGGCUGGGAGACCAGGAGCCGACUGUUGGAGAGCUGGAGAGGAUGCUGGAGAACACUGCGGUCCGAGCCCAGAAGCAACUGAUCCUGCUCCAUAAGGAGGAUGGGCCUCUGCCUUCCCGAACUGUGGAAUGGCUCAACAUGCGGAGCUGGUGUUCUGGUCAUCUUCAUCUCCACUGUCCACGCAGAGUCUUCUCUAAAAGAAGCCUGACCAAGCUGAUAGAGAUGUAUGAACGCAUAUGCCAGAAACCUCCAGACCGUCACUCUGACUUCUCCCGCCUGGCUCGUGUUCUGACCGGGAAUGCCAUUGCACUGGUGCUUGGUGGCGGAGGAGCAAGGUAG